CUUUGUUUUGUCUGCAAAUAAAUAGGAGCAGAACUCCCUCUGCUCAUCACAGCCUUCUUCAAGAAUACUUCUGUACUCACGAGUGGACGGACAGGAAAGCCUAAUUCAAAAUGAAGCUCCUUCUACUUGCAGCCUGCAUCAUUGGGAUGGCUUUCAGUGCUCCUCCUCAGAAGUACAUGGAGUUUGACAUCCACCAUGCUCCUCCUCAGGCAGCCCAAGCGAUCCCUGCUGGAGCCCCAGUGGGGUCCCUGGAAGUUCUGCUCCCAGUUAACGACCAGAGGCAGGUUGUUGGAGGACCGGUCCAAGGGUUCAUCAAGCAGGAGAUCCCCCGGGCGAAUGGCAAAGAUGACGAGAUCUACUACCCCUUUGGGUUCAACCUGCCAGAUCCAGCUGCAGCUGCCCCAGCUGCAGCUGCACCUGCUGCCCCAGCUGCAGCUGCCCCUGUAGCUCCAGCAGCUCCAGCUGCCCCUGUUGAGCACGUUGUUAUCGUUGCUGAACCCGUUGCCAAACCCAGUGAUGAUGACGAGGAAGACGACUAAAAAGGUCUGAGUCAGCAACAGUUGUGCUCGGGUGUGCAGAAAGAGGUGAGGAGACCAGCAACCAGCCCAGAUAAAUGAUAACCAGCCAAUGGUGCUGCAUCUUGAAGCUCAUGAUGAAUUUGGUGCAAACUCCAGUCCAGACGGUGCUACCUUCUUUUCCACAACAAAAUGAAAAAUGUGAUGCAACACUUGCAAUGAAAUUAGUGGCAUGCUGUGAAAUAUGCUUUAUUUUCCAAUAUCUUUGCAUGUGACUUUCUCAUUGGUAAGCUCAGAUAAUACAUUAAAUGAAUGCAUUAAUCA
This is a messenger RNA of Fundulus heteroclitus (mummichog), 839 nucleotides long. RefSeq names its product secretory calcium-binding phosphoprotein 7 (gene scpp7). Lineage: Eukaryota; Metazoa; Chordata; Actinopteri; Cyprinodontiformes; Fundulidae. The coding region runs from base 111 to 539 and encodes 142 amino acids. The record is from RefSeq and is a predicted model, not a curated record. The transcript is spliced from 9 exons.